UUCACUCCUUUCUCACCACCUUUGUCCCCUGAUCUCCAUCAAACUCCAUCAAUCUCCAUUAAUCCUUCAUUAACUUGCAAAUUUGGAAGCUACCCAGAAGAGAAGAGAGAGUAUUAGAGAUGGGUUUGUGGGUUUUGAGAGUGUUUGUUGUUGUUGUUGUUGCUGUAUUGUUUUUGGGGGUUGUAUCAGCGGAGAUCAACAACCAAGUGCAGGAUGAGAAUGUGAUUACAUGGGAUGAUAUGAGGGUGGAUUUGACGAAGGAGAAGAUGGGUUUGAGAGAGGAGCGAAAUCGGAGUAGGGUGAUUGUGGUGGAUUGGAAUGGUAGUGGUGAUUCAGUUACAGUUCAAGGUGCUGUCGAUAUGGUUCCUCUGCAUAAUUCUGAGAGAGUGAAAAUUUACAUUCUUCCUGGAAUUUACAGAGAAAAGGUGCUUGUUCCAGACUCCAAGCCUUACAUCUCCUUCAUCGGAGACGAAAAUCGAACCUCUGAAACCAUCAUCACUUGGCACAACAAAGCCUCUGACAAAGACAAGGAUGGUUCUGAAAUAGGAACCUUCGGAUCAGCCUCUGUUGAAGUAGAAUCCGAUUACUUUUGCGCCACUGGAAUCACCAUUAGUAACACAGUGGUUGCAGUUCCCGGAGGCUAUGGCAUGCAAGCCGUGGCAUUAAGGUUAUCGGGUGACAAAGCCAUGUUGUACAGGGUUCAGAUUUUGGGGGCACAGGAUACAUUACUAGAUGAUAACGGAUCACACUAUUUUUACCAAUGUCACAUUCAAGGAACGGUUGAUUUCAUAUUUGGCAGCUCUAAAUCGCUCUAUCAAGACUGUGUUCUUCACUCGACUGCCACAAGAUUUGGAGCAAUCGCAGCUCAUCACAGGAAUUCAGAAGACGAGGAUACAGGAUUCUCUUUCGUAAACUGUACGAUCAAUGGAACGGGGAAUAUCUUAUUGGGAAGAGCUUGGGGAGAUUACUCACGAGCAAUAUAUUCGUAUUGUGAUAUCGACAAUAUAAUAAUUCCAUCUGGAUGGAGCGAUUGGGAUCAACCAUCUAGGCAAAAGACUGCUGUGUUCGGGGAAUACAAGUGCAGAGGCAAAGGAGCAAAUAGAAGGUAUCGAGUGCCAUGGUCGAAGAAUUUCAGUUAUGAGGAAGCAAGGCGUUUUCUGGAUAUGAAAUUCAUUGAGGGAGAGCAAUGGCUGAGACUAUAGUAGUGUUUGAUGUUGUUUAUAACUCUUGGAUGAGAGCAGGUACAGUGGGGGUUGGGGAUAGGAAUUCUUUUGUACAGAAGGCUAAAACAGACUAUAUUUAGGGCAGAGAAGUUUUGAGCACUAGUUUCUUUUGUUUUCUUGAGUGGGAAUUGAGGGUUAGUUUUGGAAAAUGCAUUUGUCUAUUUAUUUAUUUAUUUUAUUAUUUUUUUACUUUUUUAGAAUUAGUUUUAAAAAAGUUACUAUUUAAGGCAAAUAAUAAAAAUUUACUUUUUUUGUUAUGAGAAAGUUCGAGGAAGCUCAUGUCUUUUUAUUUUUUUGCUUUAGUGAACUGUUUUCUGAUUUUUAUUUAAUUUUUCCUUUUAAAACUUUUUAGAUUCUUGGGCAUGAAAAGUAAACA
This is a messenger RNA of Camellia sinensis, 1599 nucleotides long. Its product is annotated as pectinesterase QRT1-like. Lineage: Eukaryota; Viridiplantae; Streptophyta; Magnoliopsida; Ericales; Theaceae. Gene Ontology annotation, molecular function: pectinesterase activity. The record is from RefSeq and is a predicted model, not a curated record. Gene Ontology annotation, biological process: cell wall modification; pectin catabolic process.